AUGAAUCAUCAACUUGAGAAUUUAAAUCACGGAAGAUCUUUUGAGCCGAACACAAGAGUACUUUAUCGUUCAGUCACUCAAGUAGAGCAAAAGAAACCUUCAAUUCCACAUUACAAUGGUCGACCUAUAGGACCUCACACUAUGUCCUCUCGAAGACCUAAUCCUCGAUCGAAUGAGACAUCUUACCAAGAGAACAUUCGACCGAAUAAUCCCAUCCAAAAUGAAGCUAAGAUUGAUUAUAUUCCAGAUGAUCUUGUUCAGAUCAAUGGUGAAUUGCCGUUGCCAUUUAUUCAUCCAUCUAGCAAAGGCACUGAAGAUAGCAAUCAUAAAUCAACCUUAUUGGCUUUGGGUGGAGAUGAAGAAUCGACAAUGCGUCAUUAUGUUUUAAUACCUCUUGGAAAGACAGGCGACGGAAAGUCUAGCCUUUUGAAUGCCAUGUUUGGUUAUGAGCAGUUUGUGGCAAAGACCAAAGCAAAAUCUGUUACUGAGCACAUAACUGAGAGGACGAGUGUCUGGACUACGGGAACGCAUGAUGCCGUAAUUACUGUAGCAGACACACCUGGUUUUGCCGAUAGUUACGGUCGAAGUACCGAAUUCAAUAUGAGUAUUAAGGAGUACAUUCUAGAUAUCGGUUCACGUUUGGGUAUCGAUGCAUUUUUAUUGGUGUUCAAGUUCAAAGCAUCCUGGGUAAUGAAGGUACUAAAGGAGUUUGCAAAUAUGAUGCAGGAUAUAGAGCCAGACACUUGGUGGGAUCAUGUUAUUUUGGUUUUCACAUGUGUGGACUACAACUCUGAUAUAUCUACCGAUAUUUUCGAGAAGAAGCUCUAUAUCUCGAACGAAUUGAUCAAGACUAUUCAAGCUGAAUUCAACCUUACAACACCACCUACGUUUGUGUUCGUGUCUUCCAAACAGCAAGCGAAUUGCGCCCAUUUCUCGGGUAAAGGCACUUGCGACUGUAAAAAUGAAGUUCACUACAAGCUGGAUCGGAUGAGGAAAUUAAAGCAGGCCAUUGCAGCCAAAAAUGAUGCUGGACGUUGGUUCCCAAAGGAAAUAUAA
This is a messenger RNA of Phycomyces blakesleeanus NRRL 1555(-), 1056 nucleotides long. RefSeq lists its product as hypothetical. The record is from RefSeq and is a predicted model, not a curated record. Gene Ontology annotation, molecular function: GTP binding. The coding region runs from base 1 to 1056 and encodes 351 amino acids. Lineage: Eukaryota; Fungi; Mucoromycota; Mucoromycetes; Mucorales; Phycomycetaceae. The transcript is spliced from 4 exons.